Molecule: messenger RNA, 384 nt
Organism: Heterobasidion irregulare TC 32-1
Lineage: Eukaryota; Fungi; Basidiomycota; Agaricomycetes; Russulales; Bondarzewiaceae
Exons: 1
Source: RefSeq, a predicted model, not a curated record
GGCGAAGAGCAAUUCGCCACCGUCACCGUAGUCGAGGACUUCGACCCCAGCACCCUCCUCCACGGCGACCCCUCCGCCCCACCACCACCAAAUCCACUCACCUCUACCUCCACCUCCACCUCCGCUUCCUCGCCCACCCAGAGCAAACCAAAACCAAAAACCCCCCAAGACACGCCCCACCCCCACCCCCACCCCCACCCCCACCCCCUCAAACCACGCACCAAAAACCCCAAAUACGGCACCAUCGCCGCGCGCAAAGCCGAAGCGUCUAAGCAGCGCAAGCGCAAAGUCGAAAAGGCCGAGCGCGCAGGCGGCAAGGCCUCCCGCACGAAGAACACAAAGAACACGAGGAACACCAAGAACACCAAGGGCAAGAAGCGCUGA